AUGGCGACGUCGUGUAUAAUCGCACUGCUUCUAACCAGCACCGGCUGCUUUCAAGGUCCCGCAGUGGCAGCCGCGGUGGUAACCAUUCCACGAACUCCUUCGCCAAAGGUCUCGCCGAAGGUUCCGCCGCCUCUCCCUGCAGGGCGCGCCCCUGGCGGCGGAAACGGCGCGGCUGGGGGAAACGCCACGUGGCAGCCCAGCGAUUCGUGGCAGCCUGAGCUGACGCUCCUCGCGAACAACUCGUACGGCGCGCGUUGUCUGGACGGCAGCCCCCCGGCGUACUACUUCCGCCCGGGUUCGGGGGAGGGCGCGGACGCGUGGCACGUGCACCUGCCCAUGGGGGGAUGGUGCUUCAACCUCAGCACCUGCGCUGAUCGCGCUAAGACCUUCCUGGGGUCGUCACGAGCCGACCUGCAGCAAGAGAACCCGUACCGCCAUGCGCGGUGGGGCUAUCAGGGCAUAUUGAGCAACAGGAAGAGCGUGAACCCACGCUUCUACAACUGGAACGUGGUCGUGCCCAUCUACUGUGACGGAGGGGGGUUCUCGGGCAGGCGAGGGCCUGUGAGGGUGCAUGGUCGCAACGUUACCCUUUACUUGGAGGGGUGGAAGAUCAUGAAAGCCGUGCUGAAUGACCUCCUCACCAACCGCGGCCUGCAUUCAGCCACCUCGCUGCUGCUCUCCGGGGCAUCAGCAGGCGGGCAAGCCGUCGUCACCUUCUGUGGCCUCCUCGCUAACUCAGUCGCCCACUCUUCUGCCGUCAAGUGCCUGCUUGACUCUUCGUUCUUCACUGACUCGUUGGAUCGGAAUGGCUACCCCUACUUCCAGCACAUGGUGAAGAACAUGGCAGAGCUUCACGAGUCUGUGGGCAACCCCAAGUGCGCAAAGGCGCAACCACCUGCCAUGCGCUGGCGCUGCUUCUUCCCGCAGUACGCGCUCGCCUUUGUCACGCGCCGCCCCGUCUUCAUCGUUCAGCCGCUCUUUGACUUCCGAGCCCUCGUGCGCGGUAACCAGCUGCCCGAGGAUUACGGUUACGUCUUGAACUGCCUGCGCUCGCUCCUCUCCCUGCCCGUCCUCCCGGCAAAAAGGAAGAAUCCGGGGAUGUCUCGCCAAGCGUUUGACCUAGCAGUAGCUGCUGAGGGGGGAAAUGAGGAGAGGUUGUUACAGGGUUGGAAGCAGAUUGAGGAAGAUGGAUACACUACAUACUCCUUAUGGGCGGAAGCGAAUGCGCGAGAAGCACCUGUAGAGGCAGCAAGGGGGGCAGCAUCAGACAAAGCACUGAUGACAAGAGGGAUAAGUGCAGCAAGCGAGGCUGCAUUCAUAUUGCAAGCUGGGGGGAAUGCAACCGAAGGGCCAACGUCAUACUGCAAGCCGGAUGAGUUAGUGGCGAUAUUGACGGUGGCGAAUAAUGUUGCACGGUUCACAAAGAUGCUGAGACGAAAGAGCCUUGGCACGUUCUUGCCUGUGGAGUAUGAGCAUGCGGUAAUCACUUCUGAACUUUGGACGAACAGUGGUGUUAAUGGGGUCACGAUGAGGGAUGCUGUUGCUAAUUGGUACUUCUCAUAA
Messenger RNA from Closterium sp. Naga37s-1, 1563 nucleotides. Lineage: Eukaryota; Viridiplantae; Streptophyta; Zygnematophyceae; Desmidiales; Closteriaceae. The record is from the annotation of a GenBank genome assembly.